Molecule: messenger RNA, 3197 nt
Organism: Aspergillus brunneoviolaceus CBS 621.78
Lineage: Eukaryota; Fungi; Ascomycota; Eurotiomycetes; Eurotiales; Aspergillaceae
Exons: 4
Coding region: 321-3197 (958 amino acids)
Biological process (GO): regulation of transcription by RNA polymerase II
Cellular component (GO): SAGA complex
Molecular function (GO): transcription coregulator activity
Source: RefSeq, a predicted model, not a curated record
AGACGGUCAGCCCUGAAAUCACCCUCCCUUUCCGAUAUAAUUUUCUCGAACCUCCCCUGCUCUUUCUGCAGGUGUCUGUUCGAUGGACUCCCCGAUUUACUUCCUGUAGCGACUCCGCGUUGUGUUCAAGUGUCCGUAUCCCGGCCCCUUCGUUGUCGUGCCGCUCCGACCUCCGCUCCCCACAUGUCUCGCGCUCCGGCUGUAUUCAUCGACGACGACGACUCACGGUCUUCCUCCAUCGCCCCCGGCUUCCCCCAUAACGCGCAGUCGCAUUCGCUCGUUGUCGCCUCUAGUCGCGUCGCUAGCUCCCUGCUCGCAGGAUGGCGACGGCAAUCUCCAAGCCCAAUUCGCACCCCCCUAAGAUGAAACGACCUCCCCCGCCUUUUGUUCAGACCGGAAUGAACGGUGUCAAGUCCCAACAAUCCUCAACCUCCCCCUCUUCUACAACAAAGCACCUCCCAGGAUCUGCAACACCGGCUGCUGCAGGCUCCACGAACGCACCGAUGGCGAACGGCGCCAAUGGCACAGCCCAUACGGGCGCACCGUCUAACAAAGGCCCCCAGAACCGGACGAAGAAAGAGGCGCAAAAGGCCGGCGAGCAGGCCGGGCGGCUACAGAAGCCAUUUUCAAGGGCCUCAUCAAUCGACGGUGAUCGUCGAGCCGGAAAACGGUGUCCAGAGCCCUUCGUCAAAACCACGUCAUAUAUCCUCAAGAAGUUCUCCAAGCACCCUCCCUCCCUGAUUCUCCACCUUCAUCCGACCCACUUCCGCUUUGAGCAGCAAGAUGGGAGCUUUCCUUACAAUUCGGAGAUGAAGGUCAUCAUCGAACAUAUCCGCUCUCAAACCGUUCCUCAUGACAUGAUGGAGGAGCUGUUACGGGCCAAUCAGACUCGGAAGUCAAGCGUGCCGUCAUCGAAUGACAACAACACCCCCUUCUCUAUACACAAUUACAAUGAGCACGUCACACCAUCUGCCUAUGUGCCUUAUCCGAAGCUGAAUCAAUUAACUUCGGAGAAGCCUUCCGCAAAGGAGGCGGCUUCGGAAAGCCAGCAGGAUGUCAAGAUGGGCAGUGAGCAGCCCGGCAACUCGGACUCGCAAGCUUCGCAGAAGGAUUCGAAACUCAACCAGUCGAAACAACCUUCGAAACCUCGAGUGUUUACCACUGUUUUACAUCCUACACCCCGUUCGCUUCAAGCCGAGCUGACUCUUCUCGCUACUACACCUGAUCCAAAGACGGCCAAGCAGACGGCAACCAGCUCGACAUCCCGACCGCAGGGAUCUUCUUCUACAGCGCCGUCUUCCCCCGGGCCGGGGGCGGCCGCCAAUUCACAGCAAGAUCGUGCCCCUCCAGCGAAGAAACAGAAGAUGCUGGUGGAACCCCAGGAUCUCUUAGAGUGUGAAGCCAGGCUGACGAGAGCAUUGGCCCCCCCUCUCUACCUUGAGUCCGUCAGUAGUCUUGAUGCAGUUCAUGAUCUGUUGAAGCACAUGGAAAGCCCGCUUCAUUCCGAUCCACCACCGUCACCCAAGCGUAGGAAGCGGACUGUGGCCGAACUUGCCGCUGAUGAAGCUCUCGCAGCGGAGGAAGAGCGUUUCAUGCUCAUCAUGGAUGAGCGUCUGGAACCAGCCACCUCAAAUGGCGCCAGUGGGCCAAAAUCAGCUGUUAUCGAUGACACCGGUGGUGGCGCGCCGUUUGAGCCACGCUUCUCAAGAUUUAAGACGCUUGAGAACAUCCGUAUGCAACACGAAGAGAAGGCGAAGCGAGACCAUGAGAUCAAGGUCAAGCAAGAGAUGGCCAAGCGACAGCAACAGGAGCAAGAGAGAGAGCGACGUCGUCUUGCUGAACAGCGACAAGCCGAGGAGCAUGCCAAGGAAGAAGCUCGAAGACAACAGCUCGCGGCGCAGCAAGCUCAGGCACAAUUGGCAGCGCAGCAACAAACUCGACAUGCCAUGGCUCAACCAAAUGGUGUCAGUCAAGCGCCACAGUCAUCGCCUGUGGUCCGCAACCAGACACCACAACACAUAUCAUCACCGGUCGUUGGCAGCACAAGGACAACGCAAGCCGGGGUUCCUAUGAGUAUGACGUCUUCUAUGCAGGGUGCUGGAAGCCCUUCGAGACCACCGUCGGUGAUACAGCACGCGCACCCCGCCAUGAGCCAUCCAAUGGCAGCUUCAAGAAGUCAACAAGGGCAGAGCCGACACGGAACACCACAGAUGACCCAGGGCACUCCUGCCAUGUCUCAUGCUACGCCUAUCAUGCGAAAUGUAACACCGACGCAGAGGAUGAGCCAUGCCAGUCCGAGCCAUUCGACCAUGGCACCUACCCCAGUUCUGAAUCAGGCUACCAUGAUGGCGACCCCUCAAAUGAGUAACGGGAUGGGCCUCACAACCCAGCAGCAGCAACAGUUGCUUAUGCAGCAGAGGAAUCAACUUCUUGCCCAACAGGGUAUGCUUCACGGCCAGUUCUCGCCGAAGGUUACCCAGAUGCAAGCGAAUGCGCAUGCACAGCAGAAUAUCCAAGCCCACCAACAGCAACAGCAGCAGAUGCAAAUGCACUUCCAGCAGCAGCAACAGCCACAACAGCAGCAACAGCAGCAAGCCAAGUUCCCCAAUCCGCAAGCCUACCAAGCCCAGUUGAUGCGUGCACAGCUCGCGCAGAUGCAAUUGGCUCAGCAACAGCAACAACAGUCACAAGGGCAACAAGCGCAAGGGCAACAGGGCCAAAUGCAUCAGAACGGGCCGCAACUGAACCCUCAACAACAGCAAAUGCUGAUGGCCGCGGCCCAGGCGAAUGGAGGCCACCUACCACAGAAUAUGCAAGGCGUGAACAUGACGCAGGGUGUCACCAUUGCCCAGCGAUACAAUCAACUAUACCAGCAGCGCUUGCUGCGGUUGAGACAAGAAAUGGCCAGCCGACUGAUGCCCCAGUAUGGUCCGCCCGCCUCGUAUCCUCCGCAAAUCGCACAACAGUAUCAAGCUGGGCUUGAACGCAAUGCCAAACUCUGGGUCCAAGAAUUGAUGCGUCGGGAGCGGGAGCAAGCUCAACAGCAACGUGCUUCUCAGGUGGCUGCCGUGCAAGCUCAAGACAUAGGGUUUGUUCCCUUUGUGACUCUUGAGGUUGAGAAGUUUCUGGCGGCGUUCGAUCAGGUACAAACGCAGGGCCUCAAAAGUCAGUCUGAGAUUCCCCUGGCGCUUCAUUAG